Spodoptera littoralis (African cotton leafworm) is the source of this 2199-nucleotide messenger RNA. The record is from the annotation of a GenBank genome assembly. NCBI's taxonomy places the organism in Eukaryota, Metazoa, Arthropoda, Insecta, Lepidoptera, Noctuidae.
AUGCGUGUGAGUAAAGGAAGUGAUGCCAUGACUCAAAGCACCGUGGCUGCCUCAGAGAGAUCACAUGGCAGCAUCCGCACUGUCUCCGAAGAGAAACUUAUGGUGGCGGUGCGCGUGCGCCCGCAGCGAGCAGAUGAAGGUCCCCGCAUCGUGCACGUGGUCAGCGAUAAGAUGCUGGUUUUGGAGGAGGAGGCGGACAGCCGUCGAGAUGUCCUACGUCAGCGGCGGCUUAACGACAAACACUACGUUUAUGACCGAGUCUUUGGCGAAGGCAGCACACAAGAAGACGUAUACGAUGCUGUCUGCGCUCCCCUGGUGGGUGAUACGUUGAAAGGAUUCGCUGGAGCCGUCUUCGCGUACGGAGCCACUGGAGCUGGCAAAACAUAUACCAUGACUGGCCUGAUGUCUCGAGCUCUAAGUCAUCUCUUUGCCAGCAUCGCUGAGAGCGAACAACCAGAGUCUUAUGAGGUGAAAAUGUCAUACAUUGAGAUUUACAAUGAGAUUAUACGGGACCUGUUGAAUCCGAGUGCUGGGCCCCUAGAGCUCCGAGAUGAGGGUGGUAGCGGUGCCCCUGUAGUCGCUGGCUUGAGUGAGCUGAAGGCAAACAGCGCUGCUCACGUCGCAGAGCUGCUUGCGAGGGGAGACCGCUCCCGCACUGCAGAGCCUACCCAUGCAAACCAACAUUCUUCCAGGGGACAUGCCCUUCUCAGUGUAACAGUCAGUCAACAAGUGGAGAAGGGAACACAACGUGGUCGUCUUUUCCUCAUCGACUUGGCGGGCUCGGAGCGAGCCGGUCUUCGUGCGAGACGGCUAGAGGGCGCACACAUCAAUCGAUCACUUUUAGCUCUAGGAAACUGCAUCAUGGCUCUUUCGGGUGGUGCAAGGUACGUGAACUAUCGUGACUCGAAGUUGACACGCCUUCUCCGCGAAGUGCUGGGAGGACGUUGCCGUACCGCCAUGGUGGCGCACGUGGCGCCCGGCGUAGCACAUCGUGACACCACGCGGUCUACCCUACACUAUGCGCAGAAGGCAUCUUCUAUCACCAAUAAGGUGGAACGUGAAUUGGUAGAAACGCCGAUGCCUCUAUCACAGUACCGGACGGUCAUCAACGAACUGCGUGAAGAAAUCGCUCGACUGAAACUUAAGAUGAAGGACGACAGAACAAUUAAACCAGAAUUUGCAAGAGUUCAAGAAGAGGAGAUUAGUAAAGAAGAUGCAGCAGAAAACGCAGCUCAUUUGAAAUCUUUACGGGAAGCCAUUGUGUCUACAUUCAAACAACAAAUGCGCUUACGAAGGAGGUUGAUGGAGCUAGAUAGUCACCUGUUAGGGUUAGCGUUAGAUGCAGAAAGGCAACAUGCUGCCAUCUCGCAUUGGGAGGCGAGGUUCAACCGCCUCUAUAAACCAAUCAACAUGCCUGGCUCCAGAUUAAGCACCCAACAGAGUUACAGGGGCGGCACUGGAUUAUCAUCGAGCAGCAGUGAGCGAGCUGAAGCUGAAGUGGCUGUAGAACAAGCGUGGGCUGAAUUAGCUGCCGUCGAGAGGGAACAGGAGUCAGCUCGUACAGAGAGGGAACGCGUUGAAAGACAGCUAGAGCAAGUCCGCUUAAGAGGGGCGCAGUUGGAACAGGAAUUACCAGCUACAAUAAGUAGCGGGCCAGAACGAGAAGUGUUGGCCCUAGUGUGUCGUGUGCAUGAACUGGAAGCUGACAAGUUAGCUCUGCAAGGAGAGCGAGCUGCAAGAGCUCAUGAGCUACGGAGACGGGACCUGGCAUUGCAGCGACGAGACGCACAAAGAAGAUUAUCUGAUGAGAUUAUAACAAGACAGAGGCGUGCAUUACAAGACGUAGGCGUUGGCGUGCCGCCUGAGCUGGCGCAGCUGUAUGAGUUGUAUCAACAAGAGAUCCACGCAUCCACCUACACAGAGAGCAAUGAUAUCUUCACCCCUCCUUACCGUCUACCACCUAUAUCAACCAGUAUGUCUGAGCUGACGUGGUCGGAGAGUUCGAGUGGGUCAGGCCGAGGCUCGAGCUCAGGUUCUGGCGGUACGUUGAUGUACGACUACCGUCUACCACGUCUCGCACCUACACCUAGACCUCGGACCAGAUACAGUCAAGCAAGUGCAUCAGCUUUGAAGCGUUAUGCGAGUGACGAGAGCCUGGUGACAGCAGUACAUCGUGGAGAUGACGAGCCAGCUCCCUGA